Molecule: messenger RNA, 705 nt
Organism: Helobdella robusta
Lineage: Eukaryota; Metazoa; Annelida; Clitellata; Rhynchobdellida; Glossiphoniidae
Exons: 9
Coding region: 1-705 (234 amino acids)
Biological process (GO): DNA replication, removal of RNA primer
Molecular function (GO): RNA-DNA hybrid ribonuclease activity; magnesium ion binding; nucleic acid binding
Source: RefSeq, a predicted model, not a curated record
AUGCCAAGUUUUAUUUAUGCUGUAAGGGUGGGCCGCACGAAAGGACUUUUCUCCUCAUGGCAAACCCGGGCUGAAUGUGAGAAGCAAGUGAAAGGAUUUCCUAAUGCAAAAUAUAAAAAGUUCCCCACUGAAGCAGAGGCAAAUGCUUUUCUGAAUGAAGCGCAAACUGGUUCUUCCAAGAGGCCGAUGCAGAGUGAUUCACAAUCUAAUUCUAAAAGAAUUAAGCUUGAUACAAAAGAUGUUGAGAUGAAAUCAGGUGACAGAGUAGUUGUGUACACAGACGGGUGUUGCCACAACAAUGGAAAGUGUAAUGCUCGAGCUGGUCUCGGUGUUUUUUGGGGAACUUCGGACCACGAAGACAAUGUUAGUGAAAGAUUAGUUGGCAGACAAACUAAUAACAGGGCUGAAAUCAUGGCGGUGGUUCGUGCUAUCAAGAUAGCUAAGAAGAGGGAUUACAAAAGCCUGGAAAUAAGGACCGAUUCCGAAUUCUUAAUAAAUUGCAUAACGAAAUGGAUGGACAAAUGGAAAUCAAACAGGUGGAUGUUGUCGAAAGGAAAGCCUGUGGUGAACAGGGAGGAGCUGGAGGAACUCGAUGUUGUCAGUCAGGGCAUUCAAAUACAUUAUGUUCAUGUGAGGGGUCACCAAGGCGAAGAGGGCAACGAACAAGCAGAUCGACUGGCUAAUGAGGGGGCUAGAAAGUCGUGA